Messenger RNA from Caenorhabditis angaria, 883 nucleotides. NCBI's taxonomy places the organism in Eukaryota, Metazoa, Nematoda, Chromadorea, Rhabditida, Rhabditidae. The record is from the annotation of a GenBank genome assembly.
AUGGGCGCCAGGUUUUCGAGGAAUAAAAUCGAGGAGCCGCAGAUGUUUGAGCAUGAUGAAUGGGGAAGCGAUAUUGAUGAGCAAUUUUGUGGACCUGGAAAAAUUUGUGGAGGUGAGCUAUUUUUGUUUGAAGAUUACCUAUUUCUUGUGAACUAGAAAUCUAGAAAUGCUCAGAUUCAAAAUAUUUUUUUUUGAAAAUUAUGUGACGUGGAAAAAAAUUGGUCACGUCUGACAAAAAAUAAUUUAUUUUUUAUUCAAAAAAAAUUGUUUUUUUUCAGAUGAUUGGACGCCUCUUUCUCUGACUCCCGAACCUGAAUCUGAACUAGAUCUCGAUGCUCGAAAUGAUCCUGAAGCAAUUACACAUCAGCCACUUGGAACAUCUUAUGAUUCAUUCAUUUUACCGGAAGAUCCAGGAUUUUUGGAGAGUUUAGAAGUUCAAAAGGAAAUGAUUGUUCCAUCAAAGAGAUCGAGAAAGAAGAAAGCUAAGCCCAAGAAGCCUAAAAAAUCUAAGUCAAAGCUUAACAAGAUCCACGUCAUCAUAGACAUCGACAAUUCUCAAAGAAUUGAAAGAACCGUAGAUCUUACCAAAGAUCAAAACCCAAUCAGGACUCGACAUGUCUCCAAGACUUCGAAGAUUCAUCACAUCCCAGUGAAGAUUCUGAAUAAGCCAGUGAACAUUUCAAAAACAAGAGGACUUCAGAAGAUUCCCAAAGUCCUGCCACCUUCACCAUAUAAAAUUCGAGAUCAAGAAGAUCUCACACGGCCUAGAUUCAUUCAAAAACAUCGGAGCGAGAUAGUUUAUACGCGAGCCGUUCCGCCGAAUCGAUUCAGAGGAAUGAAAAUCGAACCGCCUGAUCCAUUCAGGAUUCGGAGGGUUAGCUAA